Molecule: messenger RNA, 1320 nt
Organism: Spirometra erinaceieuropaei
Lineage: Eukaryota; Metazoa; Platyhelminthes; Cestoda; Diphyllobothriidea; Diphyllobothriidae
Source: the annotation of a GenBank genome assembly
AUGCGUAUUCGCCUUCAGUGUUGCAGGAGACCACAAGGUAAGCGACCCCCAGGUCAGCUGAAUGUUGCCUUGUUGUCUCUGCCCGCUCACCAUCUUCAUUUCAGCAAUGAGCUAGCUCAACGGCUAGACAACCUUCCUAUCGCUGCCGACGCCGCCGCUGCCGAGAACGCCUCCGUGGAGAACCGCUGGUGUCAACUGCGAGACACGGUCCAGUCGACGGCGCUCGCCGUCCUCGGUCGCGCUCCCCGCCAACACCAGGACUGGUUCGACGACAACGACGCCGCCAUCAGAAAUCUGCUUGCUGAGAAGAACCGCCUACACAAAGCCUACGUAGAUCACCCCACUGACGACAACAAAGUUGCUUUAUACCGCAGUCGCCGCCAGCUCCAACAGCGACUGCGCGAGAUGCAGGAUGCCUGGACUGCUCGUAAAGCUGAGGAGAUCCAAGGCUACGCGGACCGCAACGAAUGGAAGAACUUCUUCUCUGCGAUCAAAGCUGUCUACGGUUUGCCGACAAAGGGCACUGCUCCUCUCCUCAGCGCCGAUGGUAGUACUCUCCUGACUGAGAAGACACAAAUCCUGCCGCGAUGGACCGAGCAUUUUCGAGGCGUCCUCAACCGCCCUUCCGCCAUCUCCGACGCCGCCAUCGCGCGUUUUCUGCAAGUGGAGACCAACGCGGACCUCGACCUCCCGCCAUCUCUUCAGGAAACCAUCAGGGCCGUGCAGCAGCUCUCUAGCGGGAAAGCACCCGGAGCGGACGCGAUCCCUUCUGAGGUCUACAAGCACGGAGGUCCCCAACUCAUGGAUCACCUGACUGCGCUCUUCCAGGAGAUGUGGCGUCAAGGCGAAGUCCCGCAAGACUCCAAAGACGCAACAAUCGUGCACCUAUACAAGCGAAAAGGGAAUCGCCAAAUCUGCGACAAUCACCGCGGCAUCUCCCUGCUGAACAUCGCCGGGAAGAUCUUCGCUCGCAUCCUUCCCAACCGCCUCAAUAACCAUCUCGAACAGGGUCUACUGCCGGAAAGCCAAUGCGGCUUCCGUCGUCAUCGUGGGACCACGGAUAUGAUAUUCGCCUCCCGUCAACUUCAGGAGAAGUGUCAGGAGAUGCGGACCCACCUGUACUCUACCUUCGUGGACCUGACCAAAGCCUUCGACACGGUGAAUCGUGAAGGACUGUGGAAGAUCAUGCAGAAAUUCGGCUGUCCGGAGCCAUUCACUCAGAUGGUGCGUCAGCUGCACGACGGUAUGAUGGCGCGAGUCACGGACAACGGAGCUGUCUCAGAGGCAUUCGCAGUGACCAACGGAGUGAAGCAGGGCUGA